GCUUGUAUUUGGUUUGUUAUUUAUUGUUUACAGUUACCUUUAAGAUUUGUUGUAGGUAUGCUCAGGUUUGAACAGGUAUGCCCAGGUUUGAACAGUGGUUCAAUUUACCCCCUGACCUGGAUCAACUUACCCCUACACUGGGGCAAGUUGAGCCACAAGACUUUUUUUUAGAAGUAAUAUUUUCACUGCCCUUGAUCAAAUAUUAAUUAUUAUCAUUGCCAUUGAUAGGAGACAUCCUGAAUUAUAGGUGUGUUUUCAUUUUUACUAUGUGUCAUUUCUAUGGUCAUUUCUCCUUGCUUAGAGGACAGCAUAACUAAAAAAACUCUCUCCCCUACACACCCAUUCAAUAGUUACAAUGCUCUUCGCACUAUUUGAAUUGUUUUUGUUUGUUUGCAGGACAGCAGAGAAAAAACAUGUUUUCUUUAUGAUAAUUGAAGGUAAUGUAAUUAUAAUGUAAUAAGCCCCCAAGUCUGCAACUUUACCUGUUAGUAGCUCAUAAGGAUAAUGGAUCUAACUUUCUGAGAGGCCAAAUCAGCAAACGUGAGUAGGCUUUUUUAGAGAUAGAUAAUUAUUUAAUAAAUAUUUAUAACAACACUCUAUCACAUAACUUACAGUAGGUUAAAAAAGCUAGCUACAAAGAUGAACGGGUGUUAAAGCAGUUUAGCUGUGGAAAUAAUGCUAGUGGUUUAGCUAGCUUUAGCCAGCUAACAGCUCGUAGGUGGCCAAACAGGUGUAGAACUGUAUUGUAUUAGUUGUAGCAACUACAGAGGUGGCUAAAAAUAAAGUUAGUUGUUUAUUGAGUCUGUUUACCAGUAAGCUAAACAAGUGUGGGAGUUAAGCUAGUAGUUUUAAGAAGUGUUGAGCCUGCUAACAGCUAUUGUGACUAAGCUAAAUCUGUAUGUAAAUCGCAGUUUAGCUUGUUUGUUAGCAAGAUGACAUAUGUAGCACAUUGUAUUUUCAGUUCUGUGUUGUGACCAUGGAUGUAUAAGGUUGUGACCUGUGACGUAGGGAAGGACAUUUCAUCCAAAAAUCAGAUUAGCAGUUUCUUUACAAAUAAUUUAUGAUGCUCACAAACAGAAUGUAUUCGAGCCAAGCUUCAGAUAGCAUCAGACCCUGAACUGAACUCUCAGUCCAGCUCUGGCUCAGCCCCACAGCAGCUUUCCCCAGCAGCAGAGCCUGUAACGGGACACGGCUAACGAUGCUGAGGGCACUCCAGUGCAGUCAUGGCCUGUUGCACCUGACUCGCUCCUCGCUGCACACGGUACACUUGCCUGUUGUUAGCUUGUCUUCCAGUCUAAUUUAUGACACUAUCAGACUUAUCGGCUGCUACUGCACGCCCUCAUGCUAAAACGAAUUACUUAAACUAAUUACGUAUUGAGCCUAUAUUACUUUGUAAUAUUGUGUUCCUUUAUUGUUGAUGUAUAAUACAGCAGAAGAGGUUGGGGCACACAGGAACACCUGCUGCUGCUUGCUAAUGCUUCAUCCUCAACUUAUACUCAAGCAUACAAAUGAGCUCACAGAGAAAUCUCCAGAAGAUGUUUCCACAAUCAGGGAAAUCGAUUGUGUUCGACAACUUUCCAGAUCCUACUGACGCCUGGGACAUCAUCGAGACAAUCGGGAAAGGGACUUAUGGAAAAGUCUACAAGGUGCUCAAUAAACUUGAUGGAAGUAAAGCGGCUGUAAAGAUACUGGAUCCCAUCCAUGAUAUUGAUGAGGAAAUCGAGGCAGAGUACAACAUCCUCAAAGCUCUUUCUGACCACACCAAUGUUGUCAAAUUCUUCGGGAUGUACUACAAGAAGGAUGUGAAAUGUGGAGACCAGUUGUGGCUAGUACUGGAGCUGUGCAAUGGCGGCUCUGUGACAGAUCUGGCUAAAGGCAUGCUGAAGAGAGGAGACCGAAUGGAUGAAGCUAUUAUUGCAUACAUCUUGCAUGAGGCCCUUAUGGGCCUCCAGCACCUGCACGUCCACAAAACUAUUCACCGUGACGUCAAAGGCAACAACAUCCUGUUGACGACGCAUGGAGGUGUCAAACUCGUGGAUUUUGGUGUUUCUGCCCAGCUGACAAAUACCCGACUGAGGAGGAACACCUCUGUGGGAACUCCCUUCUGGAUGGCUCCCGAGGUAAUAGCGUGUGAGCAGCAGUUGGACUCAACCUACGAUGCUCGCUGUGAUGUGUGGUCACUCGGCAUCACUGCCAUAGAGCUGGGAGAUGGAGACCCUCCCCUCUCUGAACUCCACCCAAUGAGAGCCCUCUUCAAAAUACCCAGAAAUCCUCCGCCUACUCUCCACCAGCCGGAGCUGUGGUCAGACAACUUUAAUGACUUCAUCGGCAAAUGUCUGAUUAAGGACUUUGAGCUGAGACCAAAUGUGCUAGACCUCCUCCAGCAUGUGUACAUCAAACAGACUGUUGGCAAAGUGAAAAUACUGCAGAAGCAACUGAUCGAACUCAUUGACCUCAACCAACAAAUAGGAGUGAUUGAUAAAACAAGCCAUCAUGGAAAGACAAGCAGAGAAAGUAAUGACAGGCAUGAACGCAUCCACACUAAAAGAGGAGGCCAUAUGAAGACUCAGACUGACGAUGAGGUGGACGACCUCGCCACCCUAGAAGUUCUGGAUGAGAACACGGUCACAGAGCAGCUCCAGAGUCGCUAUGGACGAGAUCAAAUUUACACAUACGUGGGAGACAUCCUCAUCGCAGUCAAUCCUUUCCAUAAGAUGGAGAUAUACACUCCUCAGUUCACUAAAGUGUACAUAGGGGCUAAGCGCACAGCUAACCCCCCACACAUCUUUGCUGUGGCCGACGUCGCCUACCAGUCCAUGGUGUCAUACAACACAGACCAGUGUGUUGUGAUCAGUGGGGAAAGUGGAGCUGGGAAAACAGAGAGUGCGCAUCUGUUGGUACAGCAGCUGACAGUUCUUGGAAAGGCCAAUAAUCGGACACUUCAGGAGAAGAUCCUGCUGGUCAACAGCCUGGUGGAAGCUUUUGGAAACGCCUGCACCGUCAUCAAUGACAACUCCAGCCGCUUUGGGAAGUACCUGGAGAUGAAGUUCACCUGCGGAGGAACAGUGGUCGGGGCGCAGAUAUCCGAGUACCUGCUGGAGAAAUCCAGAGUCAUCCACCAGGCAGUAGGGGAGAGGAACUUCCACAUCUUCUACUACAUUUAUGCCGGCCUGGCUGACAGGAAGAAACUAGCCCAUUACAGGCUCUCCGACAGCAAAACACCUAAGUAUCUGUGUAACGAGCAUAUUAAAUUAGGGCCUGACAUAGUGAGCAACACCUUCUACAAGGAGCAGUUUGAUGCAGUGGAGCAGUGUUUCAAAGUCAUUGGAUUCAGCCUGGAGGAGCUGGGCAGUGUUUACAGCACUCUGGCCGCCAUCCUCAACUCUGGCGAUAUCGAGUUUUCUCCGGUUGCGACGGAGCAUCAAACCGACAAGAGCAACAUAUCCAAUAAUUCUGUCCUGGAGAACGUGGCAUCCCUGCUGUGUAUCCGCUCUGAUGAGCUCCAGGAAGCCCUGACCUCCCACUGUGUUGUGGCCCGGGGAGAGACCAUCGUCAGGCCCAACACGGUGGAAAAGGCGGCGGAGGUGAGAGACGCCAUGGGCAAGGCUCUGUACGGCCGCCUCUUCAGCUGGAUAGUCAACCGCAUCAACGCACUGCUGCAACCCGACAGCCAGCUAGGAGAGGAUGAAAAGGGCUUGAACAUCGGCAUACUGGACAUCUUUGGCUUUGAGAACUUUAAGAAGAACUCUUUCGAGCAGCUCUGCAUCAACAUCGCCAACGAGCAGAUCCAGUUUUACUUCAACCAGCACAUAUUUGCUUGGGAGCAGGAUGAGUACCUGAAUGAGGAGGUGGACGCUCGGAUGAUCGAGUAUGAGGACAACAGGCCCCUCCUGGACCUGUUCCUGCAGAAGCCCAUGGGGAUGCUUUCCCUUCUGGAUGAGGAGAGUCGCUUCCCACAGGCCACUGACCAGACCCUCGUAGAGAAAUUUGAAGAUAACCUGAAGACCAAAAGCUUCUGGAGACCAAAGAGGGUGGACCUUGGCUUUGGUAUUCACCACUACGCUGGAAAGGUGAUUUACAACGCUGCAGGCUUCUUGGCCAAGAACAGAGACAUGUUACCAGCCGACAUCAUCCUGCUGCUGAGGUCGUCAGAAAAUGAGCUCACUCGCAAACUUGUCACCCAUCCGCUCACCAAAACAGGCAACCUUGCCCACACCAAGGGUAAAGGCAUAAACACAAUGCGCAGCCCGCGGACCCCGUCACGCACCAUCACAUUCGCCAAGCAGGGAGAAUCAGUGGACACGCCUUACCACCCGAGAGAAACCACCAACAUGAGAACACAGACAGUGGCCUCCUACUUCAGGUACUCUCUGAUGGACCUGCUGUCCAAGAUGGUGGCAGGGCAGCCUCACUUUGUGCGCUGUAUAAAGCCAAACAACGAUCGCCAAGCCAAUAAGUUUGACCGGGAGAAGGUUCUGGUUCAGCUGCGAUACACUGGAGUUCUGGAGACAGCCAAGAUCAGACGGCAGGGCUACUCUCACCGCAUUGUGUUUGCUAACUUCAUGAAGAGGUACUACAUAUUGGCUUUCCAUGCUGAUGAGGAGCCGGCUGUGACUCAGGAAUCAUGCGCUGCAAUACUGGAGAAGGCCAAGCUGGAAAACUGGGCAAUGGGGAAGACUAAGGUGUUCCUCAAGUACUACCACGUGGAGCAUCUGAACCUGAUGGUGCAGCAGGCCACUCAGCGGAUCAUCCUGCUCCAGGCUUACGUCCGAGGCUGGCUGGGAGCCAAGCGAUACCGGCGGACAUUAAAGGAGCGAGAACAGAGUGCUCUGGUGCUGCAGUCAGCUUACAGAGGUCAUAAGGUUCGGAAGAAGACGGCCGAUGACAAAAGCAAAGCCAAGUUUGAGGCCUUCAUUGUCCAGUUUCAGGCUGUGUGCAGGAGCUAUCUUGCAAAAAAGAAAUACAAGGAGUUGGUAGAUGAGAAGAACAAAGCGGCAACCAAGAUUCAGGCUCGCUAUCGAGGGCACAAGGAAAGGAAAAGCUUCAAAAGAAAACAGGAAGAGAAAGCAGAGAAAGCCCUUCAAGAAAAAGAGGAAGAAGAAGCAGCUAAGACCCCCAACGGGGAAGACUCCAUUGCUGCCGUCAACGAAGCAGGUAACGAGGAAGAUGAAACUAAAGCUGCUGUGGUUCUCCAGAGCAACUUCAGGGGCUACAAAGAGAGGAAAAAGUUUAAGGAGAGAAAAAAGACGAUGGCCGGGGCUGAAUUAGAGUCGCCACUUGACGCAGUGGCGGAAGAAAAAGUUGGACAAGAGUCUGCCAGCAAAGAAGAGCAAGAGGGAAAGACAGCUGAGGAGAAUGACGACGAGGAAGAGAGCACGUAUGAAGCAGAGGAGAAUGAUGACAGCGAUCACACACAGGUGCCGGAAGAUGAUGACAAUUCUGAAAUUGCAGAUGUAGCAAUGAUUGAAGUAGCCCUGUCAGCAGAUGCUGGAAAAGAAGGGCAGGAGGAGGACAAGAGGGAGGAGAAUGAAGAAAACGCUGCGGGAGAAGAAGCUGUCAAUGUGGAAGAAGAAACCAAGGCUGCCACUGUCCUCCAGAGUAACUUCAGAGGUCACAAAGAGAGGAAGAGGUUGCAGGACGAAGGCAAGAUCCCAGCUAGGAAACAGAAAGCAACAAGUCCUGCUGGUGAAGAAGAACAGCCCACGGUGAGCACAGGAGAGGAAGAGGUGCAAACUCCAGCAGACAAAGAAGAAUCCAACGAAGCUCAAGGUGUUGCAGACGUCAAGUCAGGUGACCAAGAUGAGGCCAAAGCAGCAGUGGUGCUCCAGAGCAACUUCCGCGGCCACAAGGAGCGCAAACGACUCGAGGAGGAAGGCAAGAUCCCGAAGAGGAAGAAGAAGGAAGUAGAAGAGCCUCCGAAGGAAGAACAACAGGUAACGCCAGAAGAAUCAGUGCCAGAAUCCCAGCAGGAUGCUUCCCCGGAGAACUCGGGGGGACUGGAUGAGGAAAAAGCUGCUACAGUCCUCCAGAGUAACUUCAGAGGACAUCGGGACCGAAAGAAGCUGAAAGCAGAGAGAGAGAAUAAAACAACGGAAGAGUCAGCGCAUGAUGCAGAGGAGGAAGCUAAAGAGGAGGCAGAGGAAGAAGCCCUGGAUGUUGGGGACGUGACGAUUGAAAGGAAAGACGAGACAGAUGCUGAGAGAGAGAGGCAGGAGGAAGAGCAGGCCGCGGUGAAGAUCCAGAGCAACUUCAGAGGGUACAAAGACCGGAAGAACCUGAGGGCCAACAAGCAGACAGCACAGACAGAAGCUGCACAACAAGAGAGCUUCUCCAAAGAGAUCGCAAAGACUUCUCAGGACUUCAUGUCGCUGCAGCUUAAGUUAAAUGAGAUCAUCCAGGCCCAUCAAUCAAACCCAGAGAACAAUGGCAUGUUUGUGAGAGGAAAAGCGAUGAAUGGCUAUCCUCCUCAGAAUCAACAAUCAGCCGAGAAGAGACGGUCGAGGACCCCCCGCAGGACCCAGCAGCCAAAGACCCUCAACACCCCGGAGGACUCCACCUACUACAACCUAAUUCAUCGGUCUGUCCAGGAUGAUAAACGCAAGCCCAGGAAAGACGAUCCAGGGAAGCUGCUGGAUGUAGAGGACCAGUACUACAGGGAGCUGUCCACCAGCAGCUCUGAACCCAGCAUCUCCUCCAAGGACACGUCCCCCUGCAGCAGGCCGGAGAGGAGGAGGUCCAUGGAGAGGAGGCCGUCUGCAAAACAGACAGCAGCUGGCGGCAGACCGACCCGAGCGAGGGCCGUCACCGAACCAGAGCCUGCCAAAUCUGUCGGGGACAACAGGCGCUCUUUUCCCAGAAUGUCCUCCACAGAGAGUCGGACAGAGGACAACCCGUACGACUUCAGACACCUACUGAGGAAGACCUCCCAGAGACGAAAGCUCAUCAAACAGUACUGAACACAUGACUCCAUUUUUGGCAAAUAAUCUGUCAAAAUCUGGUGCAUUGAAACACAAUAUGUGGCAAUUAAUACUCAUGAUAAAUGAGUAUUUGAUUCUGUUUAGUUGUGGAAAUGAAAAGCAUGGACGGCAUUGAUGAGGGUCACCUGCACAUAACAUAGACAGGAUGAAGGUUAAUGUAAAGCUUUACCCAUGACACUGUAAAUGAAGGUUUUAUUGACGUAAUUUGUAAACUAGACAUUGUUGCUUUCGCUCAUGUUGCUGUUUUAAUGUCCUCUCUGGUUGGUCCAAUAAUGUAAGGUUGUCCAUAUCAAUUUAAAAACCAAAUACAACUGUAUACAAAAAAGAGAUCAUGUAAAUACAAAUGCCAUGCUCUUCAACUUGAACAAAUGUCAUUUGUUUUUAAGAAUGUAUCUUUUCAAAAGGCUGCUGAGUGUUGUAACAAUGUAAGAAAUGUACAUUCUCUUUUCUUCUUUUAAUGUAUUAUAUAUUAA
This is a messenger RNA of Gymnodraco acuticeps, 7450 nucleotides long. RefSeq names its product myosin IIIA (gene myo3a). Gene Ontology annotation, cellular component: myosin complex. The record is from RefSeq and is a predicted model, not a curated record. The transcript is spliced from 36 exons. Gene Ontology annotation, biological process: protein phosphorylation. Gene Ontology annotation, molecular function: protein binding; cytoskeletal motor activity; protein kinase activity. The coding region runs from base 1509 to 6956 and encodes 1815 amino acids. Lineage: Eukaryota; Metazoa; Chordata; Actinopteri; Perciformes; Bathydraconidae.